Rotaria sp. Silwood2 is the source of this 1605-nucleotide messenger RNA. The record is from the annotation of a GenBank genome assembly. NCBI's taxonomy places the organism in Eukaryota, Metazoa, Rotifera, Eurotatoria, Philodinida, Philodinidae.
AUGGAACAUUUAUCACUUAAGCUAUCUGAUUUACCAGAUGAAAUUCUUGUUCUCAUCUUAAAAAAGUUGGAUAAUAUUGAAGUACUCUAUUCGUUGAGAGGUGUUAAUAAACAACUCAAUACAAUCGCAAAUGAUUCAAUUUUUGCAAGUUAUUUACCGUUGUUUGUUUUCUUGGAUGAUUUCGCCUCUCCAUUGCCUGAUCCAAUCCUUAAUCGAUUUUGUUCACAUAUUUUACUUGAAAUUCAUCAUAAAAUCAAAUGGCUUGACCUUGAAUCAACAUCUAUGGAGCGUAUUCUGCUCGCUACAGAUUAUCCUUAUUUGUGUGGACUUGGUUUAUAUGGUUUUGAUGUAGAAAAAGCAUUAUCUCUUUUUACUAACGACACUAGUUUUGCUUCUGUAAACAAAAGUCAACUAUCGUCAUUGGUGAUCGAUAUAGAUAAAAACAAUAGAAAAAUUUUACCAGGAGAUAUCGGUAUAAUUAUAUUUACACAUAUCUUUACUAUGUUCACGAAUUUAAAAUAUUUAAAUUUUGGUCCUUCUUCCAAGGAUUAUCAACGAUUGUCAUUUCGUAUGUCACCUCCAACUUGUUUUUCUUCAAGUUUAUUAGAAUUACAUGUUCGUGUGGAUCUUUUCUCUGAUUGUCUUUAUUUACUUGAUGGACGUUUCAAUCAACUUCAUACAUUUGAUAUUCAUAUUGUUUGCAUUUUUUCUAACGAUUUAAUAAUCAAUACUGAGAAACUAUGUAAGUUAAGAUGUUUUUCUCUACGUUCUGAUAUGCGUACACAUUAUUAUGGUAACUUAAUUCUUCCACUUCUACAUCGAAUGUUGAACUUAGAGAAACUUUAUCUACAACUUGAAAUUGAUAGUUAUAAAGAAUUUAUCGAUGGAAAUGAUUUAAAAGAAAAUAUUAUCAAUUAUAUGUCACAAUUAAAUAAAUUUACAUUUAAUAUCCGUGUCGUUAAACAUUCUCCUAAUAUAAUGAAUUUACCUUCGAAUGAAUAUAUUCAACAUACAUUCAAAGAUUUUAAAGAUAAUCAAAUUAUUUCUUGUAUUGAUUAUUUUCAAAAAAGAGGAUACAGUUACUGUCAUAUUUAUUCGUAUCCAUAUAGAAUGCAUUAUUAUUUUAAUAUUACAAAUAAUUUUCCAGGUGGAUUAUUUGAAUAUGUUCGAAGAGUAUCGUUAUAUGAUGAACAUCCAUUUGAAUAUGAAUUUUUUCUUCAAAUUGCUCAAUCAUUUCCAUUUAUGAAAGAUUUAAGUGUAAUUAAUGAUAAACCACAGAGGAAUAAAUUAUCUAGAAAAUCAAAGAAAAUCAACAAUCAAAAUUUAUCAAUUAUCAAAUAUCCUUAUCUUAUUAACCUCAAUCUAUUUAAAGCUCAUGAUGAUUAUAUCGAACAAUUUCUGGUAGAUACGGAUAUGUAUUUGUCGAAUAAUACUGAUCUUGCUGUACAUUAUGAAGCACUGAAAAGAGUUACAGAAAAUUUUACAAGACAUGCAACACGAAUCAAUUGUGCAAAACUGUAUCAUGUACAUCUAUAUGGUGCAUAUGAAAUUACUAAACAUCUAGCAGACUAUUUACCUCAUGCAAUAAUAUCUUGUUUAUUGUAA